AUGUCUGACAACGACAUCGUGAUCAGCGGUAUUUCCGGUCGGUUCCCCUUAUCGGACAACACCGACGAGUUGGCUAAGAAUCUGUACGAUAAGGUGGAUAUGAUUACGGGGGACGACACCCGGUGGCCAUCGGACUUAUACGACUUGAACCCACGGAUGGGAAAGAUAAUGGACUUCAAUAAGUUUGACUCCACUUUCUUUGGGCUUAUGGAGCAAAUGAUGAAUGAGGUCGACCCACAGGCCCGGAUGCUCCUGGAGGUGGUGUACGAGGCUAUUGCCGACGCAGGAAUUAAUCCCCAGGAUCUCCGCGGUAGUCGUACGGGUGUAUACGUAGGUGUGUCCAUAUACGCCAACACCCAGGGCUAUCCCGAGGACAUACAGCCUGACAUCAGGACCAAUUUGCAGGGCACGACCCUCCAGUUCAUGUCCAACACCAAGACUUUCUAUGCGAGUCGCAUAUCAUUCGUGUUUGACUUCAAGGGUCCGUCGAUGAUAGUGGACACCGCCUGCUCGGCCAGUCUCUCGGCCACCACUUUGGCUGUUAAUGAUAUGAAACUCGGCAACGUGGACAGUGCCAUCGUGUGCGGCACUCAUAUGGUGUUCGAGCCCUUCGUACUACAGUUCCAACAGGAGUCGGGUUUGUGUUCGCAGAGGGGAGUGGCAGCCGUACUGGACCAGGACGCCGACGGUUUCGUGAAAGGGGAGGCCGUGUGCUGUACUUUCCUACAACGGCGCCGACAGGCCCGCCGAGUGUACGCCACCGUAUUGGCCGCCAAAAUGAAUAUCGACGGCAAUAAGACUAUAGGGAUGUUCUUUCCAUCGGCUGAGGCACAGGAGGAGCUCAUGAUUGAGACCUAUAAGGAGGCUAAUGUCGACCCCCUCGACCUAACCUACUUCGAGGCCCAUUGCACCGGCACUAAGGCUGGCGAUCCUCAAGAAUUAAAGGCCAUAUACAACGCCUACUGCAAAGGGCCGGGACGUGAGGCGCCGUUACCUCUGGGUGCGCUUAAGAGCAAUAUAGGCCACACGGAGGCCGGUUCCGGAACGGCAGCUAUUAUUAAGGUGUGCAUCGCUUAUGAGAACGAAUGCAUUCCCGCCAAUUUGAAUUUGACCAAGAUCAAGGAUGAAUGUGCUGUGUAUUGUCCACCAUUAUCACCGAUCAAUGACACGUUACCAUAUACGCCUGGUUUGGUUGGGGUGAACAAUUUUGGUCUAGGUGGUGUGAACGCCCACGUAUUAAUGAAACCGAACUAUAAGUUGGUGACCAAUGAUGGCUUAAGAAUAGCACAAACUAUACCCAGAAUUGUCAACAUUUGCGGCCGAACUCAGCAAUCAGCCAAACCAUGA
Molecule: messenger RNA, 1347 nt
Organism: Oppiella nova
Lineage: Eukaryota; Metazoa; Arthropoda; Arachnida; Sarcoptiformes; Oppiidae
Source: the annotation of a GenBank genome assembly